CGCAAGCAGAACCAUGUCUCUGUCCAACGACAACAACUUUAACCAGCUCCAGCUGAGAGUCCAGUUUUACAGCAUGCCCCAAAAUGAAUGGAAAAAACUACGACCCCAUUUCCCUGGUUACACGUCCGGACUGGUGAAGAGUGAGCCGGGCAAAUUCGUCAUGAAUCCAUUGUACGGAUUCCACGCGGAAAAGUUGUACCGGAUGCAGCCACGGAGGGACGACGUCUGGUUGCUCGGUUUCCCUAAAUGCGGUACAACUUGGACGUCCGAACUAAUCUGGUUGUUAAUGAACAAUUGCGACACGGCGAGAGCAAGUGCCACGCAUCUCAUUUUUCGAACGCCGUGUAUCGAGCUACCCUUCUUGACAUCGGAAACUGAAUUAUCACCGCAAAUGAUGAACAUGUUGAACGCAAUCGAAAAGAUGCAAUCUCCGCGUGUACUCAAAAGUCACUUGCCUUUUUACUUGCUCCAUCCGGAUUUACUCGAUACUUCCAAAGUGGUUUACAUUGCGCGCAAUCCCAAAGAUGCAAUCGUCUCGUUUUAUCAUCACACGAAAUUAGUGAAACGACAUAACUUUCAGGGGACCUUGGAAGAAUUCGCUGAAUAUUUCAUGGAAGAUGAAAUAUUGUGCUCGCCAUUUUUCCCUCAUGUCCUGGACGCUUGGUCGAAACGACAUCACCCCCAUUUGCAUUUCAUGUUCUUCGAAGAUUUGAAAAAGAAUUUACGAGGCGAAAUCGAAAAGGUGGCUGAUUUUCUUGGCCAAUCUCCCAGCAAUGAACAACUCGGAAAGAUAACGAACCAUUUGCGUUUCGACAAUCUCAAGCACAACGAUUCAGUCAAUAACGAAUUGGGUAAACGGACUGGUUUCAUGAACAAGGAUGGAAAUUUCAUGCGAAAAGGUAAAACUGGAGAUUGGAAAAAUCAUUUCGGCCCAGAGUUGAAUUCUAAAAUCGAUAAGUGGAUCGAAAGAAAUUUGAGGGGAAGCGAUUUGACCUUCAUCACCGAAUUGGAACAGCAAGACUAAUUACAUUGAAAUUAAUUUAUGGAAUUAUUAACAUUCCUCAACACUUAUGACUAUGCUUAAAAUUUAAGAUAAGAAGAGAAAAAA
This is a messenger RNA of Daphnia magna, 1108 nucleotides long. Its product is annotated as sulfotransferase 1E1-like. The transcript has 7 exons. The record is from RefSeq and is a predicted model, not a curated record. Bases 14 to 1024 code for a protein of 336 amino acids. Gene Ontology annotation, molecular function: sulfotransferase activity. Gene Ontology annotation, biological process: sulfation. Gene Ontology annotation, cellular component: cytoplasm. Lineage: Eukaryota; Metazoa; Arthropoda; Branchiopoda; Diplostraca; Daphniidae.